Messenger RNA from Patiria miniata (bat star), 1008 nucleotides. It is a transcript of the gene xpa, whose product is annotated as DNA repair protein complementing XP-A cells-like. Gene Ontology annotation, biological process: base-excision repair; nucleotide-excision repair, DNA damage recognition; nucleotide-excision repair involved in interstrand cross-link repair. Gene Ontology annotation, molecular function: damaged DNA binding. Lineage: Eukaryota; Metazoa; Echinodermata; Asteroidea; Valvatida; Asterinidae. The record is from RefSeq and is a predicted model, not a curated record. The transcript is spliced from 7 exons. Gene Ontology annotation, cellular component: nucleotide-excision repair factor 1 complex. The coding region runs from base 56 to 847 and encodes 263 amino acids.
AGUACCAGACAAGACAAGAUACGAACUAGGUUAGUCCGAGACACAUGAACGAAUAAUGUCGGAUACGGAUGGCAAAUCUACCCUUAGCGAUGCCCAGCGAGCAAAGAUUGAGAAGAACAGGCAGAGGGCGCUGUUACUACGCCAAGCAAGGCUGUCCAGUAGGCCUUACCCCCAGACAAAACCAACAGAUAGGGCCGAGAAAGUAACCUCCUUAGGUCGAGUGAUUGAUACAGGGGCAGGAUUCCUGUUGGAGGACGAACCAGAAGAAGAGCAAUCAGGCCAGGCUAAGAUCGUCCAUGAGCCGGGUCCCCUCCUGGGUGGCGCACCAUUAACAUGUGUGGAAUGCACAAAGGGCUUUCAAGACUCGUACAUCUAUGCACAUUUUGAAUAUGAAGUGUGCGACGAGUGCAAAGACACUGAAGACAAGCACUCUCUCAUUGCCAAGACCGAUGCCAAACAGUUGUAUCUGCUGAAAGAUGCUGAUCUUGACAGAAGAGAACCUGCUCUGAAAUUUAUUGUCAGGAAGAACCCACACAACCCAAGAUGGGGAGAAAUGAAGCUGUAUUUAGCUUUACAGGUUGAGAAACGGGCCCUUGAGAUCUGGGGAAGUUCAGAGAAGAUAGAAGAAGCAAGGGAAGAACGGGAGGCAAACAAGGAAAAGGCCAAACAAAAGAAAUUUGACAAGAAAGUCCAGAACUUAAGGCGAGCUGUGCGUUCCAGCCUCUGGACAAAGGACACCCAAAGUCAUACGCACACUUACGGACCAGAGGCUUAUGAUGAAGACAGUGACAUGUAUUCCAAGACUUGUACAUCAUGUAAGCAUACAUUGUCGUAUGAAAAAAUGUGAAUGUCGAGAAGUGACUUUGGACUCUGGAGGUCAAAAUGCUAUAACCGAAAAAAACUCUGAUGAAGUUAACAGGGAAUGUGCAAUUGUGAAUCUGAUGUGGAAGGACGUUGCACUGCUUGAAAUACUGCGGUUCAUCUCCCAAGCAGUUGCUCUUCUGCUGA